Messenger RNA from Syngnathus typhle (broad-nosed pipefish), 3775 nucleotides. It is a transcript of the gene dstyk, whose product is annotated as dual serine/threonine and tyrosine protein kinase. The record is from RefSeq and is a predicted model, not a curated record. The transcript is spliced from 14 exons. Gene Ontology annotation, biological process: protein phosphorylation. Gene Ontology annotation, molecular function: ATP binding; protein kinase activity. Bases 579 to 3389 code for a protein of 936 amino acids. Lineage: Eukaryota; Metazoa; Chordata; Actinopteri; Syngnathiformes; Syngnathidae.
GACUCCGCCCUCUACUUUCCAUAACUUCAGUUUGACAGAUUUUUUUGUUUUGCUGUGAUUCGAUGGCUUGUGGGCAGCCGCAGGAUCAGCUCCCUCGUCCUGCACCACAUUACACCACCCUCUGCUUCCUCAUCGUCCCGGAGAGACGAGAAAUAUACUUUGACUCUUGCGGCGUUGUCGGCAAGAUGUACAUUGCUUCGUCGUGAUCGGCGAGACUUUAGGAGGAUAUUUUUCCCCGAGGCGUCACUCGGAAGACUCCCACGUUUCCUUUUUCUUGUUUUUUUCAUCUCUAGACGGGGUGUUGGUACGGAGACCGGGAGGUCAGAGAGGUGGUUAUCCUCGAGCUGUAUUGCCGUCAAGUUGUUCCAGGGCGCGCUUACCAGACGAGGGCGGACAGGCGAUGCCAACCGGCUAACAACAACGCUAACCGGGGGAUUACCAUGUGGGUGCACAUUAUUUAGCACAUUUCUCGAAUUCCCUGCUUUUUAAAAGCACAUCUUACUGGCCUCCAAGCACCAACACAUAAUGCAAACCUAAGGAGGUCUGAAGUCUGUAAAUUAGCUCUUAUUGUCGAUGCGAUGUCGCAUAAGCUAGGAGCACACAAGUUGGCCAUGGAGGGGAACGUGCAGCAAAAAAACACUCCGCUAACUCGGGAGCUCACACGGAUAUUCAACAGCUACAACAAGCACUCCGCUCUGCUCAAGAAGAACCUCAAGGAGACCAAUGCUUUCUUCCGGGAAAUCAGACAGAACUACAGCAACGCGUGUGCAUCAGCCAUGAGCUCAGAGUCAGCGUCUCUGGAGGCAGGGCAAUUGAGCUGCAUCGCUUUCCCCAGCCACGAAGAAGAGUUCCUGCGCAACACGGUGGGCGCUGCCCCAUACAUCCUGGUGCUGGGCCAGAACUGCACCGCCCGCUACCAGCUGCUCAAUUGCCUGCUAGGAGAGAGAUUGCUGCCGCUGGGCCCCGAGGCCGGCGAGCCUUGCGGAGGCGUCCAGGGCACCCCGUGCAAGAGGCGCAAGUUGUGUUUCACCCAUGGGAGACAGACGCGACUCAGUUUGGCGCUGCCCGGCCAGUACGAGCUGGUGCACCAGUUGGCGGCCAACCGCGGCCGUUGGGAUACGGUGCCCCGUGAAGACUUGGAGAUCCACGAGGAAUGCGAAGACCCGGCGCAUAGGCUCGCCGAGCUGGAAAUCACCCUGCAUCACCCUCUACUUCAGGAAGCAAAGGUCAUGGUGGUGCCAUGUGCAAGCGUCCAGCCCAUGGAGGAGGCCUUAGAAGACUGCACUCGGAAUGUGCUUCCAAUCAUACUGUACGCCAUCAAGGAGGACUCCUUAAGCACAGAUCAAGUGGCCGAACUUUGGAAAGUCAAAGAGAUGCUCUCCUAUCCCAUCUGUUUCAUCCGCCUGCCCGACACGAUGCCCGCAGCCUCGCCGGAGCCCAGUCGCCGCCCGGACAAGGAGAAGGAACGGGAGAAGAGCGCCCUCCAUAAACAGCUUCUCUCCCUUGACUUUCUUAGUGGCCCGACGGGAAAUUGCUCCUGCGGAGCGCCCACGCAAAUGCCCACCCCGGGCGCCAAGCCGCAAAGCAUGCUCGGGGAAGCUUUUGAAAGACUCCACAGGCUGCUGGUGCCUUUCACUCGCCAGGUGCUUCAAAACCAACAGGUGGAGGCUGCCAGCCUGCUCAACGGGCUCCACUGUCGCUCCUUGGAUCUUUUCAUCAAUCAGGCCUUCGACAUGCAGAGAGACCUGCAAAUAACCCCCCGUAGGCUGGAAUACACCCGUGAGAAAGAGGGGGAACUGUUCACCUCCCUCAUGGCGAUUGCGAACCGCAAACAAGAGGAGAUGAAGGAAAUGAUUGUGGAGACACUCGGCAGCAUGAAAGAGCAAUUGCUUGAAGAUGCUGCCAAUCUAGAAUUUGCGGACAUAAUCGUGACAACCAACGGCGAGCCGGUGACCUCAAAGGAGAUCAAAUCUUGCAUCCACCAGAUCCAGGAGCUGAUUGUGUUGCGUCUGAAUCAAGCCGUGGCCAACAAACUCAUCAGUUCUGUGGACUAUUUGAGAGAAAGUUUCGUCGGGACACUGGAGCGAUGUCUCAGCAGUCUGGAGAAGUCCCACAUCGAAUCGUCCGCACACAUCACCUCCAAUCACCUCAAACAGUUAUUAAACGCCGCCUAUCACGUUGAGGUCACGUUUCAUUCAGGAUCCUCCGUCACCCGACUCGUCUGGGAGCAAAUCAAACAGAUCAUCCACAGGAUAACGUUUGUGAACCCGCCUGCCAUCUCGCACGAGUGGAAGCGCAGAGUGGCCCAGGAUGCCAUCGAAAGUCUCAGCGCCGCCAAACUGGCCCGAAGCAUCUGCUCCCAGUUCAGAACCCGUCUCAACAGCUCCCAUGAGGCCUUUGCGGUGUCCCUGCGCCAGCUGGAAGAAGGCCACACGGGGCGAUUGGAGCGCACCGAGGACUUGUGGCUGCGUGUGAGGAAAGACCACGCCCCACGGCUGGCACGCCUCUCGCUGGAAAGCCGCUCCCUCCGAGACGUGCUGCUACAUGGCAAACCAAAGAUUGGCCGUGAGCUGGGCCGUGGCCAGUACGGAGUUGUGUACUUGUGCGACAGUUGGGGAGGCCGCUAUCCAUGUGCCUUAAAGUCUGUGGUGCCACCAGAUGAUAAACACUGGAACGAUCUGGCUUUGGAGUUUCACUACACAAGGUCGCUGCCCAAGCACGAGCGGCUCGUCGACCUGCACGGUUCCGUUAUCGACCACACGUACGGGGAAGGCUCCAGCAUUGCCGUGCUGCUCAUCAUGGAGCGGCUGCACAGAGACCUCUACACCGGCCUCAAGGCUGGUUUGUCACUGAGGGAGAGGUUGCAGAUAGCGCUGGACGUUGUGGAGGGGAUCCGCUUCCUGCAUAGUCAGGGCCUUUUGCACAGAGACAUAAAGCUAAAAAAUGUUCUGCUAGACAAGCAAAACCGAGCUAAGAUCACCGACCUGGGCUUCUGUAAACCAGAAGCCAUGAUGUCCGGCAGCAUUGUCGGAACGCCCAUCCACAUGGCACCAGAGCUGUUUACAGGGAAAUAUGACAACUCUGUCGAUGUCUACGCCUUCGGGAUCCUCUUCUGGUACCUAUGCACCGGUUCUGUUAAACUCCCGGACGCCUUCGAAAAAUGCUCCAGCAAGGAUCAACUGUGGAAUAACGUGAAAAAAGGUGCCCGACCCGAACGCUUGUCCUCGUUCGAUGAGGAGUGCUGGCAGCUGAUGGAGGCGUGCUGGAACGGCGACCCUUCCCAGCGGCCUCUCCUCGGCAUCGUGGAGCCCGGCCUUCAAAGCAUCAUGGUCCGUCUAUGCAGCUACGGCUCGGAGCAAAAAAGCAGCAGCCUGGAGGACUCGAACUGAAAGCACUCCCGACAAACUAACGCACACGCCCCUGGGAUCGCAGUCAUCAUCCGUGUUUGUUGUUGUUGUUGUAUUUAUGAACGGAUGCUCGAUGGCCACAAUUUGUGACUCAUGACGAUGUACUUCUUGCUCACAUGUGGGAUUUAUGUAAUUUAUAAGGGGAUACAGAUGUUUGCAAAGAUGUGUUUUACUGUUUAUUUGUAUAGAGGUCCUCCACUUUGUCAUGCUACCACUCAUUCACAGAAAAUGGUACUAGAUGCAACUUUUAAAUGUCGUUCGUUGCAAGUAUUGUGCACAAAAAAAAUGUAAGAUACAUUUUAGCUCAUAUUUAAUGUCUGCAUCUACACAAACACCUUUUUUUAAAUAAAAGGGUCUGUUACAAGUCA